UGACAUCAGAAUUUUAAAUGUCAAAAUGAUAAUGUGAGGUUAGAUUAAAUCUACCGUCAAAAAAAUAAUAAAAACAAAUUAGAUUAGUUAGAUACAAAUGAAAAAUAAAGAAUGAGUGCAUCGAUAAAAGAUGGUAAAACUCCUUCAACAAAAGCGACAGAAAAUGAGGAAGAUGGUGAUUAUAGGAUAUAUAGUGUAAUUUCGUAUUUCAUAGUGUUAGUUGUGAUAGGUUUACCAAUAUGGUGGUACACAACAAGAGUCUACAGAGCAUCACUGCCUCUCACAAGAAUGCAAGAAGUCGAAGUAAACAAUUACACAGAAAAAGAGUAUGGAAUGCCUUUGAGUCUAGAAUAUGACAUACUCAUAUCCUUUGUCCAUCCAGAUCCUUUAAACCCCCAGGUAGAACUGAUAGGUGCAGACAUCGAACAGUAUCUCAACCCUUACUUGGCAAAAAUUUCUCCAAUCGCAGAGUUCAUUAUUAAGUCACAGUGGUUAUACCUUAUAGACUUAGGACUCGCUCCAGUAAAGCUCAACAAUCAUUUUGUACUAAAAGAAGAUCAAUUGCCACAUAUUAUUACGCCAUUGGAGAGUAAAUUGUGGUCUCAUAUGUCUCCGAGACCAACUAUCAAUCUAGUCGUAUAUUUUGCUCCUUGUGGCGAUCAUCCAUUGUACAUAUACGAUAAACACAAUCAGAAAGUAGAGACUAAUGCCUUUCUAAGCCCUAGAUGGGGUGGCUUGCUGGUAGUAAAUUCUGAUAAAGCAUCAUGUGAAAAAGGAAUUUUGAAACCAAAUUUGAAUUCAAUUACAUCUGUAUUUGUCACGCAGUUGCAGAAAUUGUUUAAAGUCGACAAUAUUUCAGAUGUAGACAACAUUUAUGAGCUAAAAAUGCGUAAAGCAACAGAAAUGAUCGCGUCCACACGUAGAACUUUAAGAUCGCUAGCUGAAUUACUAUCAGAAAUCAAGAGUAUAGUCAUUAGUGAGGAUGUUGGCGAAAAAAUUAGUGUUGCAGUUGAUAACGCCGACUUGGCUCAAGAGUUUCUAGAGAAAGAUGUCGACCAAGGAUUGAAGUAUGCAAAGGUUGCGUUUAAAAAUUCAGAAGAAGCCUUUAGCGAUCCAUCAUUGCUGUCAUUGUUAUAUUUUCCUGAAGACCAAAAAUAUGCUGUUUACAUUCCACUGUUUUUGCCAAUAAUGAUUCCAGUAUUUAUGUCCUUGUUUACGCUUAGGAAGUGGAUAUUUAAGAAAAAACAGAAGAUUGAGUAAUUCGUUUUCAUCGUGCGCGAUAUGUGUCAUUUAGAACUUAAAAAUAUGGUUUGUAAAUUUUUCUACACAAUAAAUAAUUCAAUUUUAUAUAUAA
Messenger RNA from Diabrotica virgifera virgifera (western corn rootworm), 1354 nucleotides. It is a transcript of the gene PIG-S, whose product is annotated as GPI transamidase component PIG-S. Gene Ontology annotation, biological process: attachment of GPI anchor to protein. Gene Ontology annotation, cellular component: GPI-anchor transamidase complex. The record is from RefSeq and is a predicted model, not a curated record. Lineage: Eukaryota; Metazoa; Arthropoda; Insecta; Coleoptera; Chrysomelidae. The transcript is spliced from 4 exons. Bases 112 to 1260 code for a protein of 382 amino acids.